Molecule: messenger RNA, 1555 nt
Organism: Salvia hispanica
Lineage: Eukaryota; Viridiplantae; Streptophyta; Magnoliopsida; Lamiales; Lamiaceae
Source: RefSeq, a predicted model, not a curated record
UAGGAAGCAUCGGAAUAAAACCCCAACCAACAAAUCUCAAACCAUUUCCCCCUUUUUCCUGACCCAAGAGAGACUCGGAUCCGACCCGAAUCUGAAAUGUCUCUCCUUCUCCUCCUCAUCCUCUCCUCCGCCGCCCUCUCCGCCGCCGAGAUCCGCUCCACCGACACCCGAUCCGACUCCCGCCCCUUAAUCCUCCUCGACGAGUUCGGCUUCACCCACCGCGGCCAGCUCGAGCUCAACGUCACCAACCUCUCCCUCUCCGGCUCCGCACCCGACCCGCCCGAGCUCUCCAAACUCGGAUUCUUCCUCUGCACCAUCGACGCCUGGGCGCACGUCCUCCAGCAAAUCGACGAUGCGCAGAUCAAUUGCGUCCUCCAAUCCGACGCCAUCAAGCGCGUCUUCGCCUUCGAUCAACUCCCCCACCCCUCCGCCUCCGCCUUCAAUUUCUCCUACGCCGAGUCCUCCGCCGAUCAGUACACUCUCAUCUUCGCCAAUUGCCUCCCGCAGCUCAAGGUCUCCAUGAACGUCCGCUCCGCGAUGUACAACCUGGAAGGCGGAAGGUCCAACCGCCGCGAUUAUCUCUCCGCUGGUAAAACAAUUCUACCUAGGGUUUACUUCCUGCUCUCCAUCAUCUAUUUCAUUAUGACCGCCUUUUGGAUCAAUGUCUUGUACAAGAAGAGACCGACUGUUUUUGGAAUCCAUUUCUUUAUGUUGGCUGUGGUAUUGCUCAAAGCACUGAAUCUAUUGUGUGAGGCCGAAGAUAAAUCGUAUAUUAAGCGCACUGGAUCUGCACACGGUUGGGAUGUGCUGUUUUACAUAUUCAGUUUCUUGAAGGGCAUCACUUUGUUCACCUUGAUCGUCUUGAUCGGAACGGGAUGGUCAUUCCUGAAGCCGUAUUUGCACGAUAAGGAGAAGAAGGUUUUGAUGAUCGUGAUUCCUCUUCAGGUUAUCGCGAAUAUAGCUCAGGUUGUGAUUGAUGAGACAGGGCCCUUCGGGCAGGAUUGGAUCGCUUGGAAGCAGGUGUUCUUGCUCGUGGAUGUCGUCUGCUGCUGUGCCGUGCUUUUCCCCAUUGUUUGGUCGAUUAAGAACUUGCGCGAAGCAGCCAAGACUGAUGGCAAGGCUGCGGUCAAUUUGAUGAAGCUCACUCUGUUUAGGCAGUAUUACAUUGUGGUCAUAUGCUACAUUUACUUCACUCGGGUUGUGGUCUAUGGUCUCGAAACUAUUACUUCGUAUAAGUACUUCUGGACUAGCGUGGUUGCCGCAGAGUUGGCUACCUUGGCAUUCUAUGCGUUCACAGGGUACAAGUUCAGGCCCGAGGUCCACAAUCCUUACUUUGUGAUUGAUGAUGAAGAGGAAGAGGCUGCUGCUGAGCAAUUGAAGCUUGAAGAUGAGUUUGAAUUAUGAGAGGAUGUAGCAUUUGGCAUCCUCCUAGUGAACAGUGCUCCCCCUUAUACAGGUCUUCUAGUUAUACCUCUGUGUAUCUUUUUUCUUCUCUUUUACUUGGAUUUUAUUUUUCGCCAUGGCUUAUAUAUACGCAAAUUAGAUUUUAAAUUCA